Messenger RNA from Aspergillus fijiensis CBS 313.89, 1416 nucleotides. RefSeq lists its product as uncharacterized. The coding region runs from base 1 to 1416 and encodes 471 amino acids. NCBI's taxonomy places the organism in Eukaryota, Fungi, Ascomycota, Eurotiomycetes, Eurotiales, Aspergillaceae. The record is from RefSeq and is a predicted model, not a curated record. The transcript has a single exon.
AUGCCCGGGGUGAUUCUCCGGCGCCUCUACGAGGUCUCCCCGGCGACGGAGGUGCACAUCCUCAGUUCCCAGGUCGCGCUGACCCAGAGGAUACACCUGCAUCAGCCGAGCCGGGGGCCUCCGCAGCUCGCGUGUCUCCGGUCUGUCGCGGCAGAGUGGUUCCGCGGCGAGUAUGAUCCGGUCCCAGAUCGGGGCCGGGGGAGGGGGAGGGGGAGUGUGCACCGGCCGGCGUCGUUGAAGGAACUGAUUGUUCGGGGUCCGCGGCUGACGCAUCUGUCGCUGACGGGACGGUCGACGUGGCGACGGGGGCAGCGCUGGGCAAACGAGGCGCCGGGGAAGGAGGAGGAAGAAACAGCGGCCGAGAUCGAGGAACGAGGGCUGAUCACGCUGGAGGACGGGGAUCGGCUGCCGGAGACGCUGGCGCAUCUCGCGUUCCGGGGGAUGCGGUUCGGCGCUGCGCAGAGUCGUCUCUGGGCGACGCAGUUGCGCUGGGAGGGCGUGCGGUCCCUCUCGCUUGUUGCAGUGGACUGGAUUCACCUCUUGCCUGCUCUCAGAGGGGGAGCUCAGCUGCGCGAGCUGGUCUGGCUCGAGCUGGGCAUGCCGCGGUUCACGAAUAGGGGAAGAAGAAUCAAUCCGGAGGCGGCGCGACAACGCGCCGGGCUGCUGGAGGCCUUCCUCCGGACACUGCCCCGCUCGCUGCGCACCUUUAUCGGAGUGGACCUGCCUGCGGACGUGGUUGCGGUGGUGGCCGAGGCGCACGGGGCGGGCCUGCAGCAUCUGCGCCUGAGGACAUCAUCAUCAUCCCGCGAUCCAGCGACUCUCGCGCCGGCCCAGCUGCAUCAACUCCCCGAGGACUUUCCCAACCUCCGGUCUCUGGGCUUGUUUCUCCCCUCUUCGCAGUGUGACAGUGACAUUGAUAGCCUCCUCAUCCCGCUCCGCCGUCUCCCGCACCUCCACCAUCUGGAGCUGAAUUUCCCUACUCGACAGUCUGUCCCGCGCCCCGACCAAGGGCCUGCCAAUAACGACUCCCUCAACAUCGAUUCGAGCAAUAUAUCCAACCUUUUCCACCGUCUCGAUAUCCCGGAUGGCCCACACCUGCGCUCCUGCCACAUCCUGCACGGGGACUGGAAUAGCCUCGACCACCCGCCCUACCACAGCAGCCAGCACGACGCGAUCCUCGUUGCCGAACGCGACCCCGCCGGGUAUGUCCAGGUCUCCCGACUGCCACGGUGGCGACGGGCUACGGGACACGAUCGACACGGCACGCCGACUUCCUCCGUGAACCUGGUGGGCCGGACGCUGGAGGUGGGGGGAUGGCCGGGGAUGGCCGGGGAGGCGGAGGCGGGGCUGACGACCACGGCGGUCGCGGUGGAUAUAGGAUGGGGGGUGAGGGAUGCUCGGUGGGGGAGACGGUAG